Messenger RNA from Fusarium mangiferae, 807 nucleotides. RefSeq names its product putative 14-3-3-like protein. Gene Ontology annotation, biological process: signal transduction. The record is from RefSeq and is a predicted model, not a curated record. Bases 1 to 807 code for a protein of 268 amino acids. The transcript has 5 exons. Lineage: Eukaryota; Fungi; Ascomycota; Sordariomycetes; Hypocreales; Nectriaceae. Gene Ontology annotation, cellular component: cytoplasm.
AUGGGCCACGAAGACGCCGUCUACCUUGCCAAGCUCGCCGAGCAGGCUGAGCGAUAUGAGGAGAUGGUUGAGAACAUGAAGAUUGUCGCUGGUGAGGAUCGAGAUCUCACUGUUGAGGAGCGAAACCUUCUCUCCGUUGCCUACAAGAACGUCAUUGGCGCCCGCCGUGCCUCCUGGCGCAUAGUCACCUCUAUCGAGCAGAAGGAAGAGUCAAAGGGCAACUCUUCUCAGGUUACCCUUAUCAAGGAGUACCGACAGAAGAUCGAGGCCGAGCUUGCCAAAAUCUGCGACGACAUUCUCGAGGUUCUCGACCAGCACCUUAUUCCCUCUGCCAAGUCUGGCGAGUCCAAGGUUUUCUACCACAAGAUGAAGGGUGACUACCACCGUUACCUUGCUGAGUUCGCCAUCGGUGAUCGCCGCAAGGACUCUGCCGACAAGUCCCUCGAGGCCUACAAGGCUGCUACUGAGGUUGCCCAGACUGAGCUUCCUCCCACUCACCCUAUCCGCCUGGGUCUUGCCCUUAACUUUUCAGUUUUCUACUACGAAAUCCUCAACGCCCCUGACCAGGCUUGCCACUUGGCCAAGCAGGCAUUUGACGACGCUAUUGCUGAGCUCGAUACCCUGAGCGAGGAGAGCUACAAGGACUCUACACUGAUUAUGCAACUGCUCCGUGACAAUCUUACUCUCUGGACCUCCUCUGAGGCCGAGACCUCCGCUGCUGGUCAGGCCGAGGCUCCCAAGGAGGACGCACCUGCGGCCGCUACCGAGGAGCCAGCUGCCCCGGCCGAAGAGCCCAAGGCCGAGUAA